AUGCCGUCAUUCCGCGGCGUCGACGUCUUCAUCACAGCCAUUGGCGAGGCGGGAAUCCGGCCUCUGGAGGAGUACCCGCACCCAGAGAGUUCGUCGGCCACGCCGGACCGUGUCGCUGCUGCCGCCGAGAGCGAGCAAGAUGGCGAGACGAGCCAGGCCGAGAAGCAAGAGACGGCAGCAGCGGCACGACCGAGACACAGCACGGCCCCGAAACAAGAUUCUAGAAUCUCGGUUUACAUUGCAUCCCAGCCCUACGCCAGGUUCUCGGUAGACUACAAGAUCACGCUGUGGCCCCCGACUCCUCCGGGUGCCUCGUCGGACGUUAGGUAUCUCUUCUUCAAGGUCUUCAUGAACGGCCGUCGAGAAGUCGCCUGGGGCAUCGACCUGGAAAAGAACCGACGAGGCAGCACCGGCCAGGCCCUCUACUCGCCCGGCAAGCUGUACGAGUACACGGACGAACAGGGAAGGACCAUGAUCCAGCCCGGCAUCGAAGCGCGGCGCUUUGUCUUCUUACCCCAGGACAACAAGACCACCUCGGUCGCCAGCGAGGGCGGCCUGAUCGAAGUCCAAGUCUUUAGGUCCUACGGUAGGACUCGCCGCGCCCCGAACCCGCUUCCGUACCGCAGUCACGAGAACUACGGCGUCGCACUCAUGACAGACGGCUUGGUCAGCAAACCGGAGGAGAAUAGAUACUACAGCUACAGUCUGGCAGACCCUUCCGACUCUCCUUACGCGGCAUUCAGGUUCCACUAUAGAUCCUGGGCAAACCUCAACGAUCUCCAGAUCGUCAGCCAAGAUGAGCCCCAAGGUCCUGUCGAGCUCACUGGGAGCACUGCAGCCGAGGGGAGAGCCGCGCCAAGAUGCAAUCCUAAACUGAGCCGCCCAUGGGAGGACAUGGAAGAGUUUGGCUGUCACCUGAGCGACGAGGAGCGCAUGCAAAAGCGGCAAGCCGUCACUUGCGCCACUAAGACGGCCACGGUGAGCCGUACUGCCUCGAGCCGGAGAAGUAGCGAAGCGCCCACUGGCGAUAAAGAGGGCGGUGUCUCUGGGGGCUCCAGUAGUCGCCUCGACGACGACAGCAUUUUUGACGACUCGGAAGACGACGGCGCCCAGUCCCUUCGGAGCAACGAUCCCCUCCGCGGAAGGAGUUCGACUGGGGAGAGCUACUACUACCUCAAGAGCCCGCCCCAGCUCCGCCCACCCGCCUUGAUCAGCGGCGAUCGCAUCCCCCAGCCCAGCAAGGCCGUCCGGGACCGUGCUUCUCAGGAUAACCUCAACGCACGACCCUUGCCGGAUCUGCCUGUGCCGGACCUGCCUAGCGAUGCUGAGCCCAAGAUCUCAGCGACCAAGCGGCAGUCGUCUACCUCGUCGGGUACACCCUCAGUCGCCGCGUCGGUGGCGGCGUCCAUUGCGCCUUCGCUGCUUCCAUAUGUCGAGGGCGACGCGUUCACGACAGACUUUGAGUAUACGGCUGUCAGGCGGGCGGACUUGGAGAAGGGCAGAGCCAAUGAGAUUGAGGUUGGGGCUCAUGGCGACUCACCCUCAUCAUCGCACCGCCGAGCUACGGUUGAACCCUCGGGCGGCGGAUACGGAGCCGAGCAGGCGCCUGCUGACGGUCCUUGGGCGGGGGGCGGACUGGGCGAGGGCGCUCCCGGUAGCUCCGACUACGGCUCCUCCACCAAGUCGCCCCCAUCCUCGGACGACGAAUACCAGUACCCUCCAAGGGAGUUCGCGCCGCCGGUCUACUACUCCCUAUGCUCUCCCGGACACCGCUUCGCCUCGAUGCCCUCGCCCUCGACGGGCGCGCGGCGCGGGAGCUGCAGCGCCGGCGGCAGCCUCACGGGCGCGGGCAAGGUCAGCCCCAAGGCCAAGCAGCUCCUCGGCGAGGAGCUGGACUACUCGUCGAGCUUCGCAACCCUGGCCGACCCUACUUCGCUGGCGGCCACGGCUUCGUCGACCCCUCCGGCCAGCGAGGGCCGGCGCAGCGGCGGCAGCACGCUCCGCGCGUCCGAGGCAGAGUGGGCCAGGAGCGGCGGGGGUGCAGCGCCGGCGUGCACGCCCGCUACCGCCACCCCGGGGCUUCCGACGACGGCGUGGUCGCCGCCCGGGUCCGGGCACCAGAGGCGCCCGAGCCGCGGCAGCUUCCUGAGCAAGCUGUGGAGCCCGCGCCUGAGGUCGAGCAACAGCGCCGCCAGCGCCGGCAACAGUACCCGCGGCGACAGGGCGGCCGCCGCUGCCAGCGGGGAUGGCGAGCCGGACGCGUCGCAGUCUCCGCUGUCGUCGUCGCACUCCUCGUCGGCCCGUGCGCCGCCGGCCUCGAGGGGGCAGGCCAAGAAGACCACGGGCUCGAGCCUGGUGGUCGGGCUUGGGGGCUAUGUGCUGUAGCCAUGGACGCUACAUCAUCUGGCUUUUUACUACUUUUUUUUUAUCUUCUUUGGCUUUCUACCCGUGUAUAACCCGAACGCCUUGCGGAGAUCUUUGGGAGCGACUUGUUCUAAACAUGUAACGAACCUGGGAGCCUUUUGAAGUGAGGCGGGCUUCUUUUUUUUUCUCCUCUCCUCUCUUGGCGUCGCCUCUCCUGAACCGCCGCGAAAGUUCUUGGCGUUAGUCCCGUGUCCCCCUCAAGAGGGGUCAUCAUUCCGGCGUUGUGUGGAGGGGGGGUUGACUGGUGUUUGAAUUAUUACGGAGGUGUGAGGCUUAAAUAAUCUACAGUGGGGAGGUCACUCGUGAAGCGAGGGCAGGGGACAGGGUAUGCACUAACCAAUCGAUUGAAACGCGUGCGGGCUGAUUCGAAUUGGUGCACGGCCGGGUCUGUAAUUGAUUUUGAAAAAAAGGAUUGUAGGCUUAGGCCUUAUUUUGGUAGGGGGCUGAACAUGGGGUGCUACCUCGAGGGUGGCGAUUUCUUUCGCCUCCGAUCUCCGUAGAAGGGAAUGGGGCAACCAACCUACCUACCUAGGGAUUAGACGUUUUGUUUAUGCAUUUGUCCA
This is a messenger RNA of Gaeumannomyces tritici R3-111a-1, 2987 nucleotides long. RefSeq lists its product as hypothetical. The transcript is spliced from 3 exons. The record is from RefSeq and is a predicted model, not a curated record. Lineage: Eukaryota; Fungi; Ascomycota; Sordariomycetes; Magnaporthales; Magnaporthaceae. Bases 1 to 2385 code for a protein of 794 amino acids.